AUGAGAGGUGACCCCGUUGAGGAAGCAUCGUCGUUUCUUCCUCCAAAACACAAUCUUCCCGAAAACGAGGAGGAACGUCCUCUCACGAGCCGUAAUUCGCACGAGUCGAGUUCUCUCGAAGACGAAUACUCGGAUGCAGUCUCGGAUGAUGAGCACUCUAGAUUUGAAGUUCGAGCACCUGAUCUGCGUAGUUCAAGCAGUCAACACAAUGUAUCUUCGCAUAGACGUGAUCAAAUAGUUGAAAGUAAUAGUGCAUCCAUUACAUUAACUCCUCCAGAAGCGUCUCUGCCGUAUGCUGGCUCUGUGCAAGGCAGUUCAGCUCAGCUAGUAGAGGAACAAGUCGAUUUAGAGCUGCAAGUUCCGGAACUGACGCCCUCUCGACCACUCAGUUAUCGCCAGCGACUCGUCAAUAUGGCACGUUCAAUUUUUCCGGUUCAGCAGACUUACGAUAGACUCAGUAAUGGUAUAACUACCGGUCGCCUUCAGGCCAACACUCCGGGGCGUUUCAUUGGUCUGGGAACAGAUGGAGUGUUCCGGAACUUGGCCGCAAAACCAGAUCGUGAACUGGAAAUUUUGAGGCGCGAACAACAUCCGCCCACUUACGAAGAAGCAGCCGCCGAUGCAUCGCCUGAAUACUGGGAAAUAGGAGUGGUGAAUCCCGUGUUUGAAGAUGAAGUUUUCGUGCGUGGUUUGCCUGUAGGAACAUUUGGAAAUCUUCUCUGGAAUGCUUUGAUGACAAUUGCAUUCAAGAUGGUUGCGUUUGUGUUGUGCUACUUGCUUCAUACCUCCCACGCCGCGAAAGAGGGUACCCGCAUAGGCUUUGGAGCCAUGCUAAUUAUGUACGGAUACAACAUUCUUCCAACAAACUUUGGUUCUUCGAAACAGAUACCUCCUCGAUAUCAGCCUGUUAACGCCAAUACGCUCGUGUCCAAGGCGCUGCUGACUAAGAUUGGAGGUCCUCUUGAUACAUACGUGCUGGAUAUCCCAGGUCUCACACAAGUAGCCAAAACUUUUGGGGGAACGCACGAGCCAUAUUUGGCCUAUGGUGUUAUUGCUUUCGGCCUCUUCACCAUAUUCAUGGCUUUGUACAGUUUCAUGCAAGUGAAGCGCGACGAAAAGAUGAUGUUGGCGCCUCCUCCUCAACAGGAACAACACUCUACCACAGAGCCCAUGAUGAACGUGCCGGAGUAA
Messenger RNA from Australozyma saopauloensis, 1191 nucleotides. RefSeq lists its product as uncharacterized. NCBI's taxonomy places the organism in Eukaryota, Fungi, Ascomycota, Pichiomycetes, Serinales, Metschnikowiaceae. The transcript has a single exon. The record is from RefSeq and is a predicted model, not a curated record. Gene Ontology annotation, biological process: positive regulation of protein ubiquitination; ubiquitin-dependent protein catabolic process; metal ion transport. Gene Ontology annotation, cellular component: endoplasmic reticulum; perinuclear region of cytoplasm; Golgi apparatus. The coding region runs from base 1 to 1191 and encodes 396 amino acids.